Messenger RNA from Rotaria sordida, 627 nucleotides. Lineage: Eukaryota; Metazoa; Rotifera; Eurotatoria; Philodinida; Philodinidae. The record is from the annotation of a GenBank genome assembly.
AUGCAAGAUGAAACAAAACAACAUUGUCGCCGUUCGAUUAUACGUGAAUUUUGUUUGAAUAUAUCUACUCAUGCUCUACCUGGUAUUGCUCGAAGUGAAACAAUUGUAGCUUAUUUGAAAUAUCCAACACAAAUCGAUGUAAGCUAUGUCAGUGAAUGGCCACAGUAUUUUCCAGCAUUUAGUCUUUGCAAUGCUUCACCACUUCGUUUUGAUAAAUUCAAGGAGCCAUUUUUCAACUAUAUUAAAACACGAAAUUUAACUGAUUCGAACGAUACAACAACAUUGCCACCAUUUCAAGCAUACUAUAUUAGAAAUUUUCUAAUAGAUAAAAUUAAUAGAAACGAAUCAUUGAAACCAUUGUUCUAUCCACUUUCUUGUAUGCUUUCUACAUGUUCGUUCAAUGUUGUACCAUGUUUAGAAACAGAUUUUCUUCCAUUUAUAUCAUCAACUUGUGGUUUAUGCUAUACAUUCAAUGCAAAAUUGAAAUAUAGUAAUAAUGACAGUAUACGUUAUGGAAACAAAAAUGGUGCUGAUGGUAAUCUCAAACUAGGUCUUUAUGUACACAAUCAUCAAUAUGUGCCUUAUGUCAGAGAUAGUAAGUGUAUAUUUGAAUAUCAUCGAAUAUAA